AGAGAGGCGUGGAUUCACUACAAGACGUACGCCUGGGGUGAGAACGAGUUGAGGCCCAUCUCCAAGAAGGGACACUCGGCCGGCAUUUUUGGCACAACUAAAUUAGGGGCCACAAUUGUGGACGGAUUGGACACACUAUUCAUUAUGGGAAUGAAGGAUGAGUUCAAAGAGGGCAGGGAUUGGGUCGACCAGAACUUGCACUUUGAUAGCAUAAACAGCGAAGUGUCGGUCUUUGAGACGAUAAUCCGUUUCGUCGGCGGUCUUCUCACGUGCUAUGCGUUCACCAAAGACGAGAUGUUUAUCUCUCGGGCCAAUGCUAUUGCCUCUAAAAUGCUGCCCGCGUUUGACACACCGACGGGAAUACCGCACGCGUUGAUCAACCCGGCGAGCGGUCACAGCAAGAACUAUGUCUGGGCCUCACAGUCCAGCUCUAUAUUAGCAGAAGUGGGAACUCUUCACUUGGAAUUCCAAUACUUGAGUGAUAUUACCGGUGAUGACACCUAUAAAGACAAAGUGAUGAAUGUUAGACGUAUUCUCAAAGGGCUGAGUAAACCCCACGGAGGACUCUAUCCCAACUAUAUUAGCCCUAAAACCGGUCAAUUCGGUCAACGGCUGAGUAAACCCCACGGAGGACUCUAUCCCAACUAUAUUAGCCCUAAAACCGGUCAAUUCGGUCAACCCCAUAUCUCGAUGGGUGCACUCGGAGACAGCUUUUAUGAAUACCUACUGAAGGAGUGGAUACAGUCGGGCGGCAAAGACAUGGAAGCGCGUCAUAUGUGGGACGAAGCGAUCGACGCGAUUGAGAAGAAUUUGGUGCAUAAGUCUGGCUCUGGUUUGACAUAUUUAGCGGAAAUGAAAUACGACAGACUCGAGCACAAGAUGGACCACUUGGCCUGCUUUUCGGGCGGUCUGAUCGCUCUGAGCGGCCAAUCGUUAGACCAAAAACAAAAGGACCAUUACUUGGAAUUGGGCGGCGAAUUGGCCCGAACUUGUCACGAGGCGUACAUCAGGACUGACACCAAAAUAGGUCCCGAAUCCUUCAGAUUCACACGUGAUGUCGAGGCAAAGGCAGUCAGGCCGAAUGAGAAGUAUUACAUCCAAAGGCCUGAAGUGAUAGAGGGCUGGUUUUACAUGUGGAGAGUGACCCACGACAACAAGUACAGGGAGUGGGCGUGGGAGGCGGCGCAGGCCAUACACAAGUACUGCCGCACAGACACCGGCUAUACCGGCAUCAAAAAUGUUUACGACGUAAACAGUCCUAAAGAUGACGUCCAACAGAGCUUUCUAUUGGCCGAAACAUUCAAAUACCUGUACCUAAUCUUCUCGUCCGACGAUUUAAUCUCAUUCGAGGAAUGGGUGUUCAAUACAGAAGCGCAUCCGUUGCCCAUUUCGGGCAAAAACCCCGCUUACCAUAAAAAGACCACAAAUAAAAGUUAAUUUUUUGGCCCAUAAUUGAGUUCGUUAUACAAGUAAUGAGUGAAUUGCAUUGACUCAUGCGGUGUUCUCUAAUACAACCAUUUUGUCAAUCAAAUUGAUUGCUUUUAACUAAUUAUUUCUAUACAUAAUCUAUAUUAGAUUGAGAUUAACUUUUAUUUCUUAUUUAAAAGCAUUCUUAUUUUUAUUAUUUAAUAAAUUUUAAACCAAGUUUAGUUCAAAAUAAAUAUUUAUUAGCGAAACACUUGGAGAGGUGUUUAGAGUUGACGACAGACCAAGACAUUUGAAUCUCAGUUAUUAAUUGUAAUUAAUAGAUACUCACAUUGAAGUGCACUAAAAACAAAAACAUUGAAAAGUGAUUUAAAAUUCAAAUUAAUGAUAAUUUGACACUUUAUUAGUUAAACUUUUAAUUUCUG
Medioppia subpectinata is the source of this 1850-nucleotide messenger RNA. The record is from the annotation of a GenBank genome assembly. NCBI's taxonomy places the organism in Eukaryota, Metazoa, Arthropoda, Arachnida, Sarcoptiformes, Oppiidae.